CAAACAAGUAAACCAAUAAAAGCCAAAAAAACAAGGAAAAAGUAAGAGAAGAUAAGAAGCAAAAACAGAAAAGGCUGCUUCCAGUGCUGAUCUUAAGGAAGGAGGAGAAGAGAAGAGAGUGAAAGAGAAGAGAAGGGAAGAGAGACUGUGCUAGCUAGCUAGCUCUAUCUGUCUCUAAGGAAAGAAAAGCUCUCUCUCUAUCUCUUAACAUGGAGGAGCUCUUCUUUUUCUACUGGCUUAAGAUGCCUGUCAUCUCUUUCUUGGUCUUAGUUUUCGUUUUAAAGAUGGUAGUGUUGCUUUGGUGGAGACCAAAAAGAAUUGAAGCUCAUUUCUUAAAGCAAGGAAUCAGAGGCCCCCCUUAUCGCUUCUUCAUAGGCAAUGUGAAAGAGCUUAUGGAGAUGAUGUUGAAGGCUUCUUCUCAGCCUAUGCCUUUCUCGCACAACAUACUCCCUAGAGUUCUUUCCUUCUAUCAUCACUGGAAGAAAAUCUAUGGUGCAACCUUUCUUGUGUGGUUCGGACCCACGGUUCGACUCACCGUCUCCGAUCCAGAACUCAUCCGAGAAAUCUUUACCACUAAGUCUGAAUUCUACGAAAAGAUUGAAGCUCACCCUCUUGUUAAACAGCUUGAAGGUGAUGGACUCCUCAGCCUCAAGGGUGAAAAAUGGGCUCACCAUAGGAAAAUCAUCACCCCCACAUUCCACAUGGAAAAUCUCAAACUGCUAGUGCCUGUGGUGGCAAAGAGUGUGAUGGAUAUGCUAGAACAGUGGUCAGCAUUAAUGUCAAACUCUGAUCAGGAGGUUGAAAUUGAAGUUUCAGAGUGGUUCCAAACUCUUACAGAAGAUGUCAUUACGAGAACUGCAUUUGGUAGCAGCUAUGAAGAUGGUAAGGUCAUUUUCAGAUUGCAGGCACAGCAAAUGGUGCUAGCUGCCGAGGCUUUCCACAAGGUUUCUAUCCCUGGUUAUAGGUUCUUUCCUACUAGAAGAAAUAUGAAUUCUUGGAAAUUGGAUAAGCAAACCAAGAAAUCGCUAAUGAAAUUGAUAGAUUGGAGGAGAGAAAAUUCAAACAAUACAGUCAAGAAUCCAAAAGAUUUAUUAGGAUUAAUGAUCGAAGCCUCAAAUUCAAGCUCAAAUGUAACCGUUAACGACAUAGUAGAGGAGUGCAAGAGCUUUUUCUUUGCUGGCAAACAGACCACAUCCAAUUUGCUGACGUGGACAACGAUCUUACUAGCAAUGCAUCCACAGUGGCAGGUGCAAGCACGCGAGGAGGUGCUGAGGGUGUGUGGAUCAAGUGACAUACACACCAAAGACGAUAUUGUAAAGCUUAAGACGCUGAGCAUGAUUCUGAAUGAAUCCCUGCGGUUAUACCCACCCACAAUCGCGACAAUCCGACGGUCGAGAACAGAUGUAGAGCUAGGGGGCUACAAGAUCCCAAGAGGGACAGAGCUUUUGAUACCAAUCUUGGCCGUUCAUCAUGAUCAGAGUAUAUGGGGGAAUGAUGCAAAUGAGUUCAAUCCAGGACGUUUUAGUGAAGGUGUGGCCAGGGCUUCCAAGCAUUCAGUAGCUUUCAUACCCUUUGGGCUUGGAAUGAGGACCUGCGUUGGCCAAAAUCUAGCCAUUUUGCAAGCAAAAUUGACCCUUGCCAUUAUGCUACAACGCUUCUCCUUUAGAUUGGCACCUACUUACCAACAUGCACCCACUGUCCUCAUGCUCCUUUACCCACAAUAUGGUGCACCCAUCAUUUUUAAGAGGCUUCCCAACACCAAUGACCCUUCAACCUAUACUGCAAAAUCACCCACCAACAUAUCCCACAUUUGUGCGUGUGAGAAAGCAUGAGUGACCCAAAAAAACAGAAAAAAAUAUACCAUUGUUGGGUUUGAAAGUUUAUAGGUUCUCUUAAGAGAUUUUGAUAUCUACUCCAUCAUCUUCCAUCCCUUUUCCAUUCACCUCCUUUGCUAUGCUAAUUGCUAAGUGCUAACCCUCCAUGCCCAUGGUGAUUUUACCAGCGUAUUUUACCCUGGCAUGCUUAUAAUUCCUUGGCUUUCACCAAAGUGUUUACCCUGGCAUUUGAAGAGUUUGAUUUUAGACUAGGAUUUUGGUACAUUUUGCUAACAACUAGGUAUCCUAAUUUCCCCCCUUCAUUCUCUUGUACGUAUAUAAUGUAUAUUUGCACGUAAUUUUCUAUACAGUUUUGCAAUAUUAUGC
Molecule: messenger RNA, 2201 nt
Organism: Hevea brasiliensis (rubber tree)
Lineage: Eukaryota; Viridiplantae; Streptophyta; Magnoliopsida; Malpighiales; Euphorbiaceae
Product: cytochrome P450 734A1
Exons: 5
Coding region: 210-1832 (540 amino acids)
Biological process (GO): brassinosteroid homeostasis; brassinosteroid metabolic process
Molecular function (GO): iron ion binding; oxidoreductase activity, acting on paired donors, with incorporation or reduction of molecular oxygen; monooxygenase activity
Source: RefSeq, a predicted model, not a curated record